UCCAAGGCAUUGCGGGAGCGCUGGCUGCUGGAGGGCACGCCGUCCUCGGCCUCGGAGGGUGACGAGGACCUGAGGCGGCAGAUGCAGGAGGACCAGCAGAAGGCGCAGCUCCUGGAGGGCUCCAUCUCCAGGCUGGAGAAGGAGAUCGAGGUGCUGGAGAGUGGAGACGCGGCAGCCCCCAGCCCCGCCCGAGCACCGGCCCCCAGCCCCGCCAGGGAGGAGCCCAAGGCAGAGGUGGUGCUGAACUCCCAGCAGACCCCAGUGGGCACGCCCAAAGAGAAGCGAGUCUCUAACACUCCAGUGAGGACGGUCGAAGGUUCCACCAUGAUGAAGGCAGCCAUGUACUCGGUGGAGAUCACCGUGGAGAAGGACAAGGUGACGGGGGAGACCCGGGUGCUGUCUAGCACCACGCUGCUCCCCCGGGAGCCCCUCCCUCAGGGCAUCAAAGUCUACGAAGAUGAGACCAAAGUGGUCCAUGCCGUGGAUGGUACCGCUGAGAACGGGAUCCACCCACUGAGCUCCUCGGAGGUGGACGAACUCAUCCACAAAGCGGACGAGGUCACGCUGAGCGAGGCAGGGUCCACGGCCGGGGCAGCAGAGACCCGGGGGGCUGUAGAGGAGGCCGUGAGGACCACGCCCUCCCGGCGGGAGAUCACCGGAGUGCAGGCACAGCCGGGGGAGGCCACAUCCGGCCCACCGGGCAUCCAGCCCGGCCAGGAGCCACCAGUCACGAUGAUCUUCAUGGGCUACCAGAAUGUGGAGGAUGAAGCUGAGACCAAGAAGGUACUGGGGCUCCAAGACACCAUCACGGCAGAGCUGGUGGUCAUCGAGGAUGCGGCCGAGCCCAAGGAGCCCGCGCCACCCAAUGGCAGUGCCGCUGAGCCCCCCGCUGCUGCGGGCCCGGGGGAAGAGAAUCAGGCAGCGCCUGAGGCCACCACCAGCGACUCCCAGGACCUUGACAUGAAGAAGCAGCGCUGUAAAUGCUGCUUGAUCAUGUGAGCCAGCCCAGCCCCCAAGACCCCGGCCCCCAUCCCAUUCCACAGACACCCACCAGCCUGGCCCCUCCCGGCGCCUGCCCACCCUCCACCCACAGCCUCACGGGCCCCAGGACUUGCUGUGUUGUCACGUGUUCCUUCUGAGUUUCUUUCAUUGGAAAGAGGGACGGGGCCCCCCCAUCACCACACCCCAACACUGACCCCAGCCAGAGCCGUGCACCUGCACCUGGUAGGAGAGAGACAUGGACAGACCCCCUUUUCCUGAAACAAAGACCCUCCCCACCCACCCCCGUCAUGGCAGCUUCACAGAUGUGGGGUUCACGCCCAGCGUGGUCCUGGCGGGCAUGACCCCUGGCCUCUGUGCAGUCCUAGGCCAGCCUGCCACCCUCUGGGCCUCCCGCCUGUGCCUUUCUGCCACCUCUGAUGAGGUCUCUGAGGGGACAUUCCGCCGGAGAGGGACCCGGGGAGCUGAGGGGUCCUGGAGCCUGCUCAGGCCCUGGAAGUGGGGCUCUGUGGAGUUCCCCGGCAAACACGCUGGCCCCCCAAUCUCGGGCAGUUGGGGUGAGGCCAUGCCUCUUUUGGGGCUUGAGGUCUUGGGAUAGAGGAUGGGCCCCUCUGGCCCCCCCCAAGCCUGAUGUGCCCCCCAUGCCCUCUGGGCCCAGCCAGUGGACAAUGGAGUCUGGGGGAGGGGAGCCCCAAGACAUGCCCCCACCUCGGGAGGGGUUGUAGCCCCUGAGCUGUCUUCUAGACAGGCGAUUCAAGAGUCAUGGGACCGGGUGAGCCGCUUCUUGUCCUGAGCUCCUGACCCCACUGGGCCCUCCUUCCUCCUGGUGCUAAUUUGGGGACCCUGGGGGCCACCUCUGGCCUCUUCUCCAACCUGCUUGGACCAGGGUCCUGGGUCCCGCCAGCCACACCCCAGAGAUCAGGCCCCGCCUGCCAGUCUAAUGGGCUUGCAGCAUUUCCGGGCAGCGGAGGGAGGGACGCAGCAGCCUGGGACAGGAAGGCUCCCCCUGGGUUGCAGCAGGGGCCCAACCCAGCCUAAUGUGAGCCUGCCCCUGGCCCGAUAUGAGCCUGCCCCUGGCCCAAUGUGAGCCUGCCCCAGCCCCCUCUCACUGGAAGUGGCAAGGGGCUCCCCUCCUGGGGGCAGCCACACUCGUCCCUGGAGGCACAUUCGUGCACAUUCUCACAGACACCCUCUUCUCACGUAUUGGCUUUGGACAACCAGGCUCCGUCUUGGCCCCUUCCCUAGGGGCCUCCAGCCUGUGCCCAGUGCCCAGGCCACCUCUGGGUCCAGUGACCACCUGCAGCCUCAGCAGGGCAGGUGUAGGGGCCACCUCAGACAGGAGCCUGGGUCCCAGUCUGAACUCUGCCCUGGGUGGCUGGGAGGAGAGGCCCUCUCUGGGGGUGACCUGGAACCCCUCCUCUUCCUCCCUGGAGUCUGCCCGCGUCCCUCAAGCCGUGAGCCUUCGCUGAAGUGCCCUUGCCGCCCCCUUUCUGCUUUCGAUGUGUGAUGAGGCCCCCGAUGUUCUUGACUUUUUCCCAGAGGAGCAAAUAAACAGCGUGAACAGCCCCA
Messenger RNA from Propithecus coquereli (Coquerel's sifaka), 2568 nucleotides. It is a transcript of the gene PALM, whose product is annotated as paralemmin. Gene Ontology annotation, cellular component: membrane. The coding region runs from base 82 to 999 and encodes 305 amino acids. The transcript has 6 exons. Gene Ontology annotation, biological process: regulation of cell shape; positive regulation of filopodium assembly; negative regulation of adenylate cyclase activity. The record is from RefSeq and is a predicted model, not a curated record. NCBI's taxonomy places the organism in Eukaryota, Metazoa, Chordata, Mammalia, Primates, Indriidae.